Messenger RNA from Amoebophrya sp. A25, 343 nucleotides. Lineage: Eukaryota; Dinophyceae; Syndiniales; Amoebophryaceae. The record is from the annotation of a GenBank genome assembly.
AGUAGCGGAACGAGAAGACGGAGCUCCUUCCUCACCUCCUCCACCUGUGAACAUCGUUGAGGAGUCCCUUGGCCUCGAGGGAAUUGCACCCGUUGCAAAAAAGAGGACUUUCAUGCAACGUCGCGCUACUUCUAAAGUCUUGGAACAACAGGACGAAUCAAGAACCAGUCAACCUCUUCAACAGAAAGAAGAACAUGCACAGCCGGAGCAACGAAGCAUCAAGGCACAGCCCCCUCCAGCAAUGGUGCCUGUAGCAGCACCGUCAAGCAGUAAUAAAGCCAGUCCUCUAGUGUCUUCAACAAGACCGCAUCGCCAGCCAGUUGCAUUGCCAGCUCAAGCGGAG